UCAGUCAUAACAUGGCCACGCCCCUAAUCUCAUACUUGUCAAGCAAAGCAGUCGCCCCGCCCCCUUCACAGACUGCUAGCAGCACGUCGCGGAAGAAAAAAAAAAAAAAAACAGCAGCAGCCGCGGCCGUUGGGGAAGAGAGUAAAUAGAGGGAGAAGCCUCAAGAUGGCUGACUCGCAGGGCUCUGUUCACCUCUCCGGAGCUGCGGCUGUUGCUGCUUCUCCUUCCGCUGCCGGAGCCUCGGUCAAAAACGGUCUCGGCAAGGCAACCGAGUCAAAGGGAGCCGCUGACAGCCACCCGCAAUGCUCCGGAGAUUUUAGCCCGCCGCCACCAAAGAAGGUCCGAGUCGAAGAGAGGAGCGUUAAAUCCAGGAAAGUCGGCAAGGACGUGGGCGACGGAAGCAACGGCAGCGGGAAAAAGAAAACCCAGCAGCUCACCAAACAGCAGAGUUGUGUUAGCAGCGGUAGCGCGGGCUUAUGGAGCUUCAGCCCGGUUCGGACGACCAGCAGCAGCGUCCCUGGCGGCGGCGGCGGCAGCGGCGGCAACCCUCCGGUGCCUGCUACCGGUGGAUCCCAGCCACUGAAAGUCUUCAAACAGAGCGAUUUCUUCCUCCACAAGGCGCCCUCCUCGAAACCCAAGUGUAAAGAUAAACAGAAAGAAAAGGAGAGGGAGAAGGGGAAAGGAGGCGGGGAGGAGAAGAAGAAACACAAACUGUUGUUGACCUCAGGUGUCGGGAAUAACGUUAGUAACAGCAACGCCAUUAAAGGGUUUAACAACAUUUCUGCGGCGAAGAGAGAAAAUGGAGAUGUCCUGUUACCAUCGCAAGAGAGCCCCAACAAGGAGAAGACGAAGGAGCGGCAAAAGAAGAAAGUCAAGGAACGAGAGAAGGAGAAGAAAAAGCACAAAGUGAUGAAUGAGAUCAACAGAGAGAACGGCGAAGUCAAGCAGCCGAUUAAAGAGGAAAAAGAGAAGGCGAAGAUCAACUCCGAGGAGCUGCAAAUCAAAAAGGUGAAGAAAAAAAAGAAGAAGAAACACAAAGACGGGGAGAAGCACAAGCGAGUGAAGAUGUACCACCGCUCCUGCCAGACCAUCUGCGCCGGCCUGCUCCUCCUACCGCCGUCUUCUCCGUCCGCCAACUCUUUCCCCUCCUCCGAGCAAACAAACACCUCUCCUCCGUCGCCUUUCAAGUCUCCGCCGGCUGUUUACCUUACGCCUAACAGCAAAACCUCCGAUCUCGGGCCCACUUCUCCUCCUCCUCCUCCUUCCAAUUCAACCUGUAGCUUCUCUAACUCAAAGAUCCCCUUUUCUGAGAAGCACCACUCUGAGAGCAUCCAUCCUGGAGUGGCGGGUCUGGAGUUCGCCCCCUACAUUUAUAUAGAAAAGCAGCCGAACGGAGGAGCGCUGGUAGCUCACGCGUACGCAUCUCAGCUCUCCUCUCUCUCUGUGGACCAGAGGCACAGAUUUGCCCAGGAGUUUGUCACCUUGUCGUUCAGCGAGGACCCAUCCAAGGCAGCUCAUUACGUCAUGGGAAUUGUUCACGGCGAAGCCAAGAACCUGCCCGACUUCUUGGAUUACUUUUCAACCAAGUUCCCGUCGGCCCCCGUCAAAAUGGAAAUACUCGGGAAGAAGGACAUAGAAACGACCACCAUGGCUAAUUUCUACUCUCAGGUGAGGAGAACCUACAGCCACGGUACGUACAGAGCUGGAGCGAUGAGACAGAUCAGCCUGGUGGGAGCCGUGGACGAGGAGGUCGGGGAUUAUUUCCCAGAGUUCCUAGGCUUGCUGGAGGAGUCCCCCUUCCUGAAGCGGACUCUUCCGUGGGGAACGCUUUCCAGUCUAAGAGGCAUGAGUCCCACUAAGAGCGACGACGGUCCCAUAAUGUGGGUCAGGCCAGGAGAGCAGAUGAUACCUGUGGCCGAUAUACCAAAGUCUCCUUUUAAAAGAAAGCGCUCCACUAACGAGGUAAAGAACCUGCUCCAGUCGAUGCCCCGGACCAGCGAGCCCAGAGAGGUGCUCUUCGAGGACCGGACCCGAGCCCACGCCGACCACAUCGGACAGGGCUUCGAGCGUCAGACCACUGCAGCUGUGGGGGUGCUGAAAGCUGUCUGCGCCGUAGAAAGCUCGGAGCCUCCUCGUGUAACCAAAGAUGUGGUGUGUUUCCACGCUGGGGAUUUCCCUUACGUCGUUCAGAGGCUGCAGUUGGACCUGUACGAGCCUCCGCUGUCUCAGUGUGUGCAGUGGGUGGACGACGCCAAGCUGAACCAGCUGCGGCGCGAGGGCAUCCGCUACGCCCGCAUCCGCCUGUGCCACGACGACGUCUACUUCAUCCCCCGCAACGUGGUCCACCAGUUCAAGACGGUGUCCGCCGUCUGCAGCCUGGCGUGGCACGUCCGCCUGCAGCAGUAUCACCAAAAAGAAGAAGAGGAGGAGGAGGAAGAGGAAGAAGUGACGCUGGGCAGAGAGACGAGGGAGAACGAAGUGAAGGGAAGGAUAAAGGAGGAGAGUGAGGAGGUGGACGUGGGAGAAAAAAGGACGUUGCUCGCUGACGUGAAGGAGGAACGCGACGAUCGUCCUUCGCCGUCUCUCUCUGUGAACUCUGAUGGUCUCUCAGAUGUCAGAGGAGACGAAGAGGAGGCGACGGGGAGGAAAGAAGAAAGAAAAUCCAAGUGGGACUCUCCUCCUGCGAAGGUGAAGGCAGAGGCUCCGACGUCUCCUCCCCGUGAGAGUAAAUCCCCGUCGCCUCUUCCUUCUCCUCAGAAAGACCCCAAAGCCUCAGCCAGACCUCCCCACCUCCUUCACCUCCUUCACUCAGACAGCAGGACAGUGUCUUCCGUUAAAAAUGUCCCCCCCUCGCCUCACAGACCCUCCUGUUCUCCUCCUCACUCCAAGUCUUCCGCCCGUGCGUCGCCCUCGCCGUCAGCAGGAGCGGCCUUCGCCUCGUCGCGCUCUGUGUCUGCUACCUCUUCGUCCGCCGCUCCAGCCUCCUCUUCCUCUCUGACCAGACCUCUUCCUCCCUCCUCCCCGUCGGCGCGUCCCAGGGACCCGGCCCACCUGAGGCCUGACGCCCGGACGCAGGCGCCGUCGGAGGCGAGGCCCCCGCCGGGGAGAGCCGCCGCCGACGCUCAGACUCGCACCGUCCAGGCCGAGCGGCGGACUCACCCGGCGGCGCGGACACAAACGGUCUCCGAGUCGGAGACGAGGACGAAGCAUCCGGACGCCCCGCCGCGAGGGAUGUACAUGCAGCAGUAUCCAGCCCAGCACCUCCCUCAGAUGCUGCCUCCGCCUUUUCCCCCUCUCCUGCCCCACUCCCACGAGCAGCACACUCUGAACUCCUUCCUCGGUCAGGCGGGGCCGCCGCAUUCGGUUCACCUGAGCCACCUCCACCCCCCCCACCAGCCCAGCGUCACCGCGCAGUCUCAGCCCUACUUCCAGCCUCCCCUCCUCCCCCCCUCCUCCUCGUCAUCCUCCCCCCAGCCAAACGCUCCCCUCACCAGCUCCCAGUCGUACUCGCCUCACUUCUCUUACCAUCACCAGUUUGCCAAAACCUUCUUCCCCCCUCAGCACCCCGGCUUCUCCUCUCACCCCUUCCUCCCCCAUCAGUCCUUCCUCCCCCACCCGCUGCAACCCCAGUACCAAACCUCGGCCCCGGCGCAGCCUCAGCUCCAUCUGACUCAGUCCUUCCCCUCCCCUCAUCCGCCUCCUCCUCCAUCCGCCACGCCGCCUCCGCCGCCUCCCCCUUUCCUGCCCCCUCCGCCUCCCCUGCCUCAGCCCUCCCCUUCAAUCAUCCCCCCUCCCCCGAGGCAUGACGACGAGCCGAAGCAGAUUUUAUAGUAGUAUUUGUACAUACGGACGCUAAAUUUAAUUAACUGUAUAUGUACAGGGUUUUGUUUUGGUUGUGUUGCUGUAAAAUUGUAAAAAAAAAAAAAAAAAAA
This is a messenger RNA of Fundulus heteroclitus (mummichog), 3932 nucleotides long. RefSeq names its product lysine-specific demethylase RSBN1L. Bases 166 to 3831 code for a protein of 1221 amino acids. The transcript is spliced from 9 exons. The record is from RefSeq and is a predicted model, not a curated record. Gene Ontology annotation, cellular component: nucleus. NCBI's taxonomy places the organism in Eukaryota, Metazoa, Chordata, Actinopteri, Cyprinodontiformes, Fundulidae.